AUGGCGCAUCUAACAAAACCAACCGCCUUCCGCUCCCCGCUCGCCACUCUCCUCGCCCUCCUUCUCUUCCUCACCCCACAAGUCCUCGCCGUAUCCGCCGUCGUCGGCAUCGACCUCGGCACCGAAUACAUCAAGGCCGCGCUCGUCAAGCCGGGCAUCCCACUCGAGAUUGUCCUGACCAAAGACUCGCGCCGCAAGGAAAUCUCCGCCGUGACCUUCAAGCCCUCCGCUCACGGACCCAAAAAGGGCUCUUUCCCCGAACGCGCCUACGGCUCCGACGCCCUCGCUCUCGCGCCCCGCUUCCCCGGCGAUGUCUACCCCAACCUCAAGGCCCUCCUGGGCCUGCCCGCCGAGAGCGCCGAGGUGAAGGAGUACGCCGCCCGGCACCCCGCCCUGCAGGUCGUGCGUCACAAGGUCAAGGGCACGGCGGCGUUUCAGAGUGCCGGCGCGUUCACCGCCGAGGAGGAGGCCUGGUUGGUGGAGGAGUUGUUGGCGAUGGAGCUGCAGAGCAUUCGUGGAAAUGCGGAGGAGCUGGCGGGUCCGGGUAGCCCCGUGCGCUCGGCCGUGUUGACUGUGCCGACUUACUACACGGCUGAGGAGAAGCGCGCGGUGGAGCUGGCGGCCGAGUUGGCUGGGCUGAAGGUGCUGUCGCUGAUUAGUGAUGGUAUGGCUGUGGGUCUGCACUACGCGACUAGCCGGCAGUUCCCCAACGUCAAUGAGGGCGGGAAGCCUGAGCACCACAUGAGCCGCAAUGUUAAGGACGUGGGCAAGUUCAACAAGACGGUGCAGGAAGUGCAGGUGCUCGGGAGCGGCUGGGACAGGACCCUCGGUGGCGACGCCCUGAACUAUCUGAUCGUGGAUGACAUGAUUGCGCAAUCACCCGCGCUGAGUUUGAGGAGAUGGCCGCCGUACACGCCGAGCGCGUCGCCGUGGCCGUCCAGAACGCCCUUACCGCGGCUGUGCAUCGAGUUGAAGGACCUCGACUCCGUCAUCCUCCACGGCGGCGCCUCGCGCACCCCGUUCGUUCAAAAGGAGCUCGAGAAGGUGUUUGGUGCCAAUAAGCUCCGCACCAACGUCAACUCGGACGAGGCUGCCGUGUUCGGUGCCGGCUUCCGCGGGGCCGAGCUCAGCCCCAGCUUCCGCGUCAAGGAGAUCCGCCUUUCCGAGGGCGCCACCUACCCUGCCGGCAUCAAGUGGAAGACGGACGAAGGCAAGGAGAAGCAGCAGCGUCUGUGGACCGCCACGUCGCACAUCGGCGGGCCCGCCAAAGAGGUCACCUUCUCUAACCAGGAGGACUUCUCCGUCACCUUCUACCAGACGGUUCCCGCGCCCGCGUCAGAUACUGGCUCGGUCGACGCUGAGACCAAGCUGCUUACCACCAAGAACCUGACCGCGUCGGUGGCUGAGCUUGUCGAGAAGCACAAGUGCGAAAAGGCCGACAUCAAGCUGAAGAUGGCCACCCGUCUGGCUGGCGAGAACGGCGAGGUGGACGUUACCAAGGUUACGGUGGAGUGUGAGACCGACGCCAAGGAGACUUUCGUCGAUGGCGUGAAGAACCUGUUUGGUUUUGGCAAGAAGGAACAGCAGCCGCUCAAGGACGGCGAGUCAUCUGAGGAGACCGAGGCUGAGACCUCAUCUACCGCCGAGAACUCGACUACUUCUACCUCUACAAGCACCGCCUCGGAAGCUUCUGCCUCCGAGUCUGCCGAUGCCAAGCCUGCCAUCGCCAAGAAGGAACUCGUCGUCAUCCCCGUCCAGUUCACUCUGGAGAAGGCCGGUGUGCCCCAGCUGUCCAAGGCUGACACCAUCGCCCUCAAGGACCGCCUCAAGGCCUUUGAGGCUUCCGAUCGCGCACGGAGACAGCGCGAGGAGGCGCUGAACCAGCUUGAGGCCUACACUUACUCUGUGCGGGAUAUCCUUGGAAGGGAGGACUUCAUCAGCCACUCGACCGCCGAGGAACGCGCCACCCUAGAGACCAAGAACAACGACGCGAGCGACUGGCUCUACGGCGACGGCGCCGACGCCACCAAGGAGGAGCUCAAGUCCAAGCUCAAGGAGCUGCAGGCCAUCGUGGUCCCCGUCCAGAAGCGCAUCGACGAGACCGCCAAGCGCCCCGAGGUCCUUAAGGGACUCCAGGAUGCGCUCAAGGCCACCAGCGAUCUGCUUCUGCCGACAGCGCCACCGACUCCACCACUGGCCGCUCCCUCCGCCCCGUCUGGCGACUUUGACGGCCUCGAAGACGAGGAAACCACGGCCACCACCACGGCGACCGCCAUGGAGGACGUCCUCAAGGAGCGCGGGCCAGUGCCCCCGCUGUACACGCUUGAGGACCUCAAGGCCAGCGAGGACCUGUACACGUCCAUCUCGGCCUGGCUCGAGGAGAAGAUCCCCGCGCAGGAGAAACUGGGCGCCACCGACGACCCGGUGCUGCUGGUCAAGGACCUGACGGACCGGCGCGACAAGCUGGACAAGGCGGGGAUGGAGCUGGCCAUGAAGGGCGUGCGCAACUUUGAAAAGCGCAAGACGGGCGACGACAAGAAGGCCAAGAAGGAGAAGAAGGACAAGAAGAAGGCCAAGUCCACCGCCGCCAAGCCCGCCAAGCCCGCCCAGACGCUGAAGGUCGGCGAGGAUGGCCAGAUGCCCUCGCAGGAGGAGCUCGAGGAGAUGCUGAAGGAGUUUAUGAAGGAAAAUGGCGAUGCUGAGGGGCAGCAGAAGCAGGAGCAGGGGACGGAGCAGGAGGCCGAGAAGCAGACCGAGGAGAAGAAGGAGGAGGGGCAUGAUGAGCUGUAG
Chaetomium globosum CBS 148.51 is the source of this 2790-nucleotide messenger RNA. RefSeq lists its product as uncharacterized. Gene Ontology annotation, biological process: cellular response to hypoxia; endoplasmic reticulum unfolded protein response; negative regulation of hypoxia-induced intrinsic apoptotic signaling pathway. Gene Ontology annotation, cellular component: endoplasmic reticulum chaperone complex. The record is from RefSeq and is a predicted model, not a curated record. Gene Ontology annotation, molecular function: ATP-dependent protein folding chaperone; ATP binding. The transcript has 4 exons. NCBI's taxonomy places the organism in Eukaryota, Fungi, Ascomycota, Sordariomycetes, Sordariales, Chaetomiaceae. The coding region runs from base 1 to 2790 and encodes 929 amino acids.